This is a messenger RNA of Apis cerana (Asiatic honeybee), 4111 nucleotides long. RefSeq names its product eukaryotic translation elongation factor 2 (gene eEF2). Gene Ontology annotation, cellular component: cytosol; ribonucleoprotein complex. NCBI's taxonomy places the organism in Eukaryota, Metazoa, Arthropoda, Insecta, Hymenoptera, Apidae. The record is from RefSeq and is a predicted model, not a curated record. Gene Ontology annotation, molecular function: GTP binding; ribosome binding; translation elongation factor activity. Gene Ontology annotation, biological process: translational elongation.
UUUUAUUAAAUAGAAUUGGAAUAUUUUAUUAACUAACAUAGGUAAGUCAUCUUUUAAUUAUUUUGAAUUAUAAAUAUAAUAAUGUGUCUUUGUUAAAAAAAUAAUAAUAAUUUAAUACAUUGUAAAAAAAUAAUUAAAUUGUUUUAUUAUUUAUAUUUUCUUUUUAUGUCUGAAGUGUUACAUUUCAAUAGAGAUAAUAUAUAAAUAUUACACGUUAUAUUUCAAUAUAAAGAAAAUUUAGAUAAAAAUAAAAAUAAUCAUAGAAUAGAAAUACUUAAUUUUUAUAAAAAUUAAAUACUUUUAUUGUAUGCAUAUAGUGUAUCAAUAUAUACUGCACCGAUAUUAAUAUUUUUAAGAAUAAUUAUUUUAUAAGAAAACGCACAAUUCUUAUUUUCUUAAUGCUAAUGUAAUUUAUAUAUUUUUUGUACAAUUAUUUAUAAAUAUUCAAAUAUGUGAAUAGAUUGUACAAUUUUCUUUGUUGAAUAUAGGAUUUCAUAUCAAUUAUAUUGACUAACAAAAAUAAGAAAAUAAUAUUUAGUUAUAUAUAUUAAAUGAUAUUCCUUUCAUAACCUUUAAACUAUAUUCUUUUCUUUUUUUUUCCAUGUUCCUGUCUCCUUUUUUUUUUUUUUUUGAUAAAAAAAUGUUUUUAAUUAAAAAAAUUCUAUUUUAUUUUAAUAUUCUUUAUAACAAAUAAUUAAAAUUAAUUAAACAAAAAGAUGAUUCAUUGUUAAUUUUUUAAAAAUUUUAAUUUAAAUAAUUGAGAUGGCAGCACUAAAUAUAAUUGCUAUUAUAUGACUACUACAAAUUAACGGAUUACAUUUAAACUCGUGUAUUAUCGGUUGUAAGUUGCGCGCGCAAAUUAACCCACGUGGUAGGGAUUACAAAAUUCCAAUUGGCCCUGUGCACAAUACGAAAUACGUGUGACAAGAGGUGCCCUCUAUCAUAUACGAAACGUUCAUCCCUUUCACAGAACUCCUGUUCUUUCCCAGGGAGUCCGCCAUUGUUGGUGCACGUAUAUUUCUGACCAGGCCAACGGAUAUCGGACAACAUCCAAAAUGGUGAACUUUACGGUGGACGAGAUACGUGCCAUGAUGGACAAAAAGAAAAAUAUUAGAAAUAUGUCUGUCAUUGCGCAUGUUGAUCAUGGAAAGUCAACUCUGACUGACUCCCUUGUGUCCAAAGCCGGUAUUAUUGCUGGUGCUAAAGCUGGUGAGACCAGAUUCACAGAUACUCGUAAAGAUGAGCAGGAACGUUGUAUUACCAUUAAAUCUACUGCUAUUUCUAUGUUCUUUGCCCUUGAGGAGAAAGAUUUAGUUUUCAUUACAAAUCCUGAUCAACGUGAUAAAGAUGAAAAAGGUUUUUUGAUUAACCUUAUUGAUUCACCUGGUCAUGUCGAUUUCUCUAGUGAAGUAACUGCUGCUCUUCGUGUAACUGAUGGAGCUCUUGUAGUUGUUGAUUGUGUAUCUGGUGUCUGUGUACAAACGGAAACUGUACUUCGUCAAGCUAUCGCUGAACGUAUAAAACCAGUAUUGUUCAUGAACAAAAUGGACAGAGCACUUUUGGAACUCCAACUUGAUAGUGAAGAUCUUUAUCAAACUUUCCAACGUAUUGUUGAAAAUGUUAACGUUAUUAUUGCAACAUAUUCAGAUGAUGAUGGUCCCAUGGGUGAAGUUAGAGUAGAUCCUAGCAAAGGUUCAGUUGGUUUUGGAUCUGGUCUUCAUGGUUGGGCAUUUACAUUGAAACAAUUUUCUGAAAUGUAUGCUGAGAAAUUUAAAAUUGAUGUUGUAAAACUUAUGAAUAGAUUAUGGGGAGAAUCAUUCUUUAACCCCAAAACUAAGAAAUGGAGCAAGCAGAAGGAAACGGACAACAAACGAUCCUUUUGCAUGUAUGUCUUAGAUCCAAUUUAUAAGGUAUUUGAUAGUAUUAUGAAUUAUAAAAAAGACGAAGCGGAUAAUUUACUUCAAAAAUUAGGAAUUGUUUUAAAACCAGAAGAUAAAGAUAAAGAUGGUAAAGCUCUUCUUAAGGUUGUUAUGAGAACAUGGUUACCAGCUGGAGAAGCUUUGCUUCAGAUGAUUGCUAUUCAUUUACCAUCUCCUGUCACUGCUCAAAAAUAUCGCAUGGAAAUGUUAUAUGAAGGUCCUCUUGAUGAUGAGGCUGCAAUUGGUAUUAAAAAUUGUGAUCCAAAUGGGCCACUCAUGAUGUAUGUUUCAAAAAUGGUACCAACCUCUGAUAAAGGACGUUUCUAUGCUUUUGGUCGUGUAUUCUCUGGAAAAGUAAGCACUGGAAUGAAAGCACGUAUCAUGGGGCCUAACUUCCAACCGGGUAAAAAAGAAGAUCUUUAUGAGAAAGCUAUCCAGCGUACAAUUUUGAUGAUGGGUCGUUACGUUGAAGCGAUUGAAGAUGUGCCUUCUGGUAAUAUUUGUGGACUUGUUGGUGUUGAUCAAUUCUUAGUAAAAACUGGUACUAUAACCACUUUUAAAGAUGCACAUAACAUGAAAGUUAUGAAAUUUUCGGUUUCACCUGUCGUCCGUGUUGCUGUCGAACCCAAAAAUCCAGCCGAUUUACCCAAAUUAGUCGAAGGUCUUAAACGUUUGGCAAAAUCAGAUCCUAUGGUACAAUGUAUUAUUGAAGAAUCAGGAGAGCACAUUAUUGCUGGAGCUGGAGAACUUCAUCUUGAAAUUUGUUUAAAAGAUUUAGAAGAAGAUCAUGCUUGUAUACCUAUUAAGAAAUCGGAUCCCGUCGUUUCUUAUAGAGAGACAAUUUCGGAACAAUCAAAUCAAAUGUGUCUUUCAAAAUCACCUAACAAGCAUAAUCGUUUAUUCAUGAUGGCAUGUCCAAUGCCUGAUGGUCUUGCUGAAGAUAUCGAUAGUGGUGAAGUUAAUCCAAGGGAUGAUUUCAAAGUACGUGCUCGUUAUUUAAAUGAAAAAUAUGAUUACGAUGUGACUGAAGCUAGAAAGAUUUGGUGUUUUGGACCUGAUGGAACUGGUCCCAAUAUUCUUGUAGAUUGUACGAAGGGAGUACAAUAUCUUAAUGAAAUUAAAGAUUCUGUUGUAGCUGGAUUCCAAUGGGCCACGAAAGAGGGUGUUCUUUCGGAAGAAAAUUUAAGAGGUGUACGCUUCAAUAUUCACGAUGUAACGUUACAUGCUGAUGCUAUUCAUAGAGGUGGUGGUCAAAUUAUUCCUACCACAAGACGUUGCCUUUAUGCUUGUCUCCUCACUGCCUCUCCUCGACUCAUGGAACCAGUUUAUUUAUGUGAAAUUCAGUGCCCUGAAACAGCUGUCGGUGGUAUUUAUGGUGUGCUUAACCGAAGAAGAGGUCAUGUAUUUGAAGAACAACAAAUCGCUGGUACACCUAUGUUUGUAGUUAAAGCAUAUCUUCCAGUUAAUGAGUCCUUUGGCUUUACUGCCGAUUUACGUUCUAAUACCGGAGGACAAGCUUUCCCACAAUGUGUAUUCGACCACUGGCAGAUUUUGCCUGGUGAUCCAAUGGAACCUAACUCUAGACCUUAUCAAGUCGUGCAGGAAACACGUAAAAGAAAAGGAUUAAAGGAAGGUCUCCCAGAUUUGAAUGCAUACCUUGACAAAUUGUAACCAUAGAUUCGCGCACCAUAUUUAAAUAUCUAUUUAAAUAUUGUAAUUCAAUUAAUAUCGCUCGGACCGUAUACAAUCUACAUCGGUUUAUUAUGAACUUUGUUUUGCGCAAAGAACCGUAAAAAUCACAUGAUUAUAAAUAUGGGAAAAAAUAAUAAAUUGUAAUUAUAAUGGAAAGUACAUAUAUUAGCGCAAGGAGAAAUAUUUUAUACAUUUAUUUAAUUAAGCAUGCCACAUUAUCAAGAUCUCUAGUGGCUUUGUUUUUAGCAUAUCAGCAUCAGAUAAAAAUUCAAUUGUUAUUUUUAUUAUGGUGAUAACUUAUUGCCAAUUUCGUAUAAAAAAAUACGAACAAAAAAACCGUAAUUUUUUACAUUGCUUUUUUACCAUAAUUAGUUUUAAUUUUUCUGUUUGUGUUCUCAAACAAUUGGACGAAUUUUAAAGUUAUCUGAUAAUAAAAUCAACAGCAAUGUACUCAUUGAAACAAUACAUCAAGAAAUUAAAGAUGGAAUUAUAAAAGCAAA